GUCCUCGCACCCGUGAUUGUCGGGGUCGCGAGAGCCGGGAUGAACGUUACACAUUCACAGAGUUGUCGGGUGCCAUCACCCCUCGCCUCCUCCUCCUCCUCCUCCCCCGCGGAUGACAUUAGGAGCCGCUUGGGCGCCGGGCGCCUGCGCUUUCGGGAGAGCGGCGGACCCAGAAGGCGCGGCUGGGCAGCUGGCUUGCCACCCGCCUCCGCCCACCUUUCCGCCUGGAAGGGGAGCCCCAAUUAAUCGCCCCCUCCCCACCCACAUCCUGCAGAAGCCCUGCCGGCCAGGAAGGGGUUAAAGGCCCGGGAACGCUCGGCGGUCCAGCAAGGCAGAGUCCGCCCCUGGCGCUCGCUUCUCGGUCCGUCGCCGCCGCCGCCGCCUCUUUCCAGGUCUCCGGCCACCGCGGCCUCGCCGGCGCCGGGAUCUGCACGGGCCCCGGCCCGAGCUCCAAAGAAGUCACCAUGCCUGUCAACGUCAGAGAGGUGAUGCAGCUCCUGUGUCAUGUUUCUGAAGAGCGACAAAUGAAAGCUGCCUUCAAGCACUCCGGCCGAGGGGCUCUGGUGGUGGGAGCAACGGCUUUCUUCGGAGGUUUGGUGGCAGGCCCACCUGGCAUUGCUGUCGGAGGUGCCGUUGGUGGCUUGCUUGGGGCCUGGAUGACCUCUGGGCAGUUCAAGCCCAUUCCUCAGAUUAUCCUGGAACUGCCCCCUGUGGAGCAGCAGCGGCUUUACACAAAUGUCUGUGCCAUUAUUCAGAAUCUGGACUGGACCGACCUAGCCCAGCUCACAGCCUUGGUCAUGUCCAAUGGCGCCCUUCAAGAGAAAUUGCUUGGAGUUCUGACAAACUAUAUCACUACAGAGCUCAAAGGGGAAAUCCAGUAUGGAAACUAGACUCGGAUGUGUCUUGAAGGGGGCCGAGUGCCCUUGGUUCCCUUCUGGCACUUUUGUCUGGCAUUUUAGAUUUCUUAAGAAUAGGAAUAACAAGAUGGCAACUGUGCAUUUUUACCCAAAAUAAUCUGAACAAGGCAAGCUUUGGUUUGCCCAUGCUGUGGGUUUGUUUUUUGGUUUUUGGCAUAAUUAGUCUCUGUUUCAAUAGCUAAGGUUGGAUCGGUUUGAGCCUCAAUGUUUACCGUAUUUAUUUAAACAUCUAUUUAUGCCACCCCCAAAUCCCACAGUGGUAUUUGGAGUGCCUUGCUGAGUAAGUACCUCUUGAUUCAUCUGACCUUCUAAGCAGCAGCCUCUGUAACAUUGACUCCAUCAAAGAAAGUGCCCCCAUUGCAUCCUUGCAUUGUAGUCAAGGAGAUAGGUCAUGGCGUUUGCACUAUGAUGAUGUCACCAUUUGCUGCUCUUUGAUGUGCAUCAUUCUAGAUGAAUACACUGAACAGGUGUUGUCAGCCUUUCCUGCCCAGUUGCAGGCGUUGGAUCUGUGAUCAAUUGUCCUAUUCAAAUAUGUUCUCUGGCUGAAGACAGACAGGCUGGUGGUUGACAUAUAACGGUUCACUGCGGUUGAACUAUGUGGUGUCCUCUUGGCCACGUUAGAAUGAUCAACAUCAAAUCCCUUUGGAAUUUCUCAGAGGUAUGUGCUUCUUCUCCUUCUGCCUUAAUGUUGAGAUGGUACAGGAGUGAAAAGUUGAAAUCGUUCCGAGCCAAAAAUGUAGCAGAUGUUUCAUCUUAGGUAUUUCUCCCGAAGAUAAGUGCAAAUAAAGCUGAAUUUUAAUGUGUGAACGGCCAA
Messenger RNA from Crotalus tigris (Tiger rattlesnake), 1731 nucleotides. It is a transcript of the gene CUNH19orf12, whose product is annotated as chromosome unknown C19orf12 homolog. The record is from RefSeq and is a predicted model, not a curated record. Bases 465 to 890 code for a protein of 141 amino acids. Lineage: Eukaryota; Metazoa; Chordata; Lepidosauria; Squamata; Viperidae. The transcript has 3 exons.